AUGGAUGUCCUGCCGCCGCCCGACUAUCCUCCGGUCCAGCCGAGCGAUUACCCUCAAAUUCCAACUCGGACGCCACCCGCGACCCUUGAGGUAUUGCGUGCUUCUUGCGUUAGCGGUGAUAUUCAGAAAUUUCGGGAGAUUCUUGAAUCACAAAUUUCUUCAUCGGAGGGCUUUGACAUAUGCGACUUCUAUGCGAUAAUCAUCGAAGCCAUCAAACGAAACGACGUACAGUUCAUCAAAGAGCUCCUUGAUCACGGCUUGCCUAUGGAUCCGCUGUAUACUCUGGAAGCCGUUAAUAUGAAGGCAAAGGAUGCGCUGGAAGUAUUCCUUGAAAAUGGAUGGAAUAUCAACCAACCUAUGAGCGAACUCAAACCCCCCGUACUAGGUUAUGCUAUUGCAGAUGAGGAGAUGGUAGCUUGGCUCCUUGAUCAUGGAGCUGAUCCUAAUCGACAAUGUGUUAUUGAUCUCACCCCACUUUCCCUUGCCGUCGAGAGCGCACCAGUAUCAGUCAUCCAGCUCAUGCUCAGUCGUGGCGGAGAUGUUCGAAAAGGCCAACUUCUCUAUCACGCAAUUGAACGGCAUUCGGAUAACAUUGCAGUCUUAAGCCUUCUUGUAGGAAAAGGGGCAGCUAUCAAUUCAACUAUGUACGAGGACCAUUAUCCUUCUCGGGCGCUAUUCUCGUUCAUGGAUCUCGGAACGCCUCUGCAUAAAGCGACUGAACUCGGCAAAGCGGAUGUGGUUCGCUACUUGGUCAGCAAUGGAGCGGACUUGAAUAAUAAAGAUGCAAAAGGUCGCACAGCUCUGGAGUAUGCGCGAAUGUUAAAUCAGCGGGAGGUUACCAAUGCACUCGAGAAAGGCAAGUAG
Messenger RNA from Penicillium vulpinum, 864 nucleotides. Its product is annotated as ankyrin repeat domain-containing protein. The record is from RefSeq and is a predicted model, not a curated record. Lineage: Eukaryota; Fungi; Ascomycota; Eurotiomycetes; Eurotiales; Aspergillaceae. Gene Ontology annotation, molecular function: protein binding. The transcript has 2 exons. Bases 1 to 864 code for a protein of 287 amino acids. Gene Ontology annotation, cellular component: cytoplasm; nucleus.